AUGGCAGAUAAAAAAGCUACAGUUUAUAUUAUUGAUGUUUCCCCUACUAUGUGGCAUGUUAAACGUGAUGAUGGUCGAACUGCUUUAGAGUUGGCUAAACAAGCUCUUUUGAGAUUGUUAGAAGCUAAGGCACAUGUUAUGGCAGGUUUAAAGUCAGAUUUGACUAGUUUAAUAGUCUGUGGAGCUGAUGAAACUGAUAAUGACUUAUAUAAUGGAUCGGAAGCUUAUAAAAAUAUAUCUGUACUCUAUCCUAUAUCACAACCUUUAAUAUCUAUUCUUAGAACUGUAAAUGAUAAAUUAACCAGGGGAAAUGUGCAGGCAGAUGCAUUAAAUGCAAUUACACUUGCAUCAAAUAUGAUAAACCAACAUUGCAGACAAUUAAAAUACACGAAAAAGAUUUAUCUUUUAACUGAUGGUGAAUCUCCAAUGAGUGAUACUGAAAUUGAUAAUGUUCAUAAUGAAGAAAUUCUCCAAAAACUUUGUGAGGCAUCUAAUGGAACAUUGUUUACAUUACCAGAAGCGUUAUCUCAAUUAUCCAAACCACAUAUUAGACAAGUAAAAUUUGUGGCAUCAUACCGCGGUCAAUUAACUUUAAACGAUCCUUCGAUGCAUCCUGAACGUUCUCUUGCUAUCGAAGUGGAAGCUUACACAAAAACGAUGAAAUCAACUCGUUUAACUGCAAAAAAAUACUCAACUUUUGCUGAAUCAGCAACAAAUCAGGACGGGAAAACAUGCGAAGUAAACAUGUCUAGAACAUUUUCUAUAACUGUUAACGAGGAUGGAAAAACUGAGAUCAUUGAUGUGUCCAAAGAAGAGUUAGAUAAGGCAUAUUUGUUAGGAAAAACUUUUAUUCCUGUCACUAAUAUUGAAGAAGGUGUUCUAAGUUUGAAUACUACUCAAUCAUUUUCUAUACUUGGUUUUAUUAGAUCAAAUCAGUUUAAAAGAGAAUAUCUUCUUGAUAAAGUUUACACAAUAGUCCCACCAAAAAAUAAUUAUUUGGCAGCAAAUUAUCUCUCUGCUCUGAUUCAUGGAUUAUAUGAGAAAGAAACUUAUGCUUUAGUUAGAUAUGUACGAAGAAAUUUUGAAGCUCCAAAAUUAGGUGUGUUAGCUCCUCAUAUCACACCAAAAAAAGAAUGUUUAUACUUUUCCUUUAUCCCUUUCAAAGAAGAUCGUAAAUACAUUGAACUUCCUUCUUUGGAACGUAUAUUUACAACAAGUGGGAGAAGAGUUGACACACAUCCUAAUUUACCAAGUGUUGAAGUAUUGGAUAAAAUGGAAAUUUUUAUUAAAGGAAUGGAUCUUAUGGAGGCUGCAGUAGACAAUAACGGAAAUCCUAAAGAACAUUUAAAAUUAAAAGAAUGUUAUAAUCCGACUCUCUAUGCUCUAAAAAAAGCAAUUGCACAUAAAGCAUUAAAUCCAGACACUCCAAUACCUGCAUUAGAUUCAGAAAUUAUUUCACAAACAAAGUUGUUACCAACAUUAGCAGAAAAAAAUAAAGUUGUUGUUGAAGAAUUAAAAAAACUUCUUAAUGUUAAAAAAGCCAAAGAAAAAGGAAAAACUGCUAAGCGUAGAUUUGCCGAGGCCAAUAAGCCUGCAGAAGCAGAGAUUCCUAUAAGUGAAUUAUUAAGUGCUAGUAGUGAAGAACAAACAGUUGAAAAAAGAGCCAGAGCUGAAAUUGAUGUAGAUUCUUUAUUAAAAGAUAAAAAUGCUGUCACUCGAGAAGUUGGUGCAACAGAUCCAAUAUCUGAUUUUAAUAAUAUGAUUUCAUAUAGAGAGGAAGAUUUAGUCAUUAAAAUUUCAUUUUGGGACUCUCAUUAUCCAAAGGCAUUAGAAUGUUUAAAACUCUUACGUACGGUUGCUUCACGGGAAAAUGAAGUUGAAAGCUAUAAUAACUUUCUUAGAGAAUUAAAAAACUUGUGCGUUCAAUAUUCACCACCAAAAACAGAUUUUUGGACGUUGGUUGUGAGAGAUCAUUUGACCUUGAUUAGUUCUGAAGAAGCUAUGGAUUCUACUGUUUCUAAAUCAGAAGCAGAAGAGUUUUUAUCAUUAUCAACAGCAGCAGAAUCACAACCUCCAGCAGAUGAUGAAGAAGGGAUAGAGUCAUUGCUCCGAAUGUUGGAUGAUUAA
This is a messenger RNA of Entrophospora sp. SA101, 2127 nucleotides long. The record is from the annotation of a GenBank genome assembly. Lineage: Eukaryota; Fungi; Glomeromycota; Glomeromycetes; Entrophosporales; Entrophosporaceae.